Mesorhabditis belari is the source of this 1806-nucleotide messenger RNA. The record is from the annotation of a GenBank genome assembly. NCBI's taxonomy places the organism in Eukaryota, Metazoa, Nematoda, Chromadorea, Rhabditida, Rhabditidae.
AUGGUCAUCACAUCGAAACGAGCUGAUCCACCAACAAUUUCGACUCCCGAUCACAAGCAAAUGAUUGAUCCAUCGAUGGCCUCGCCACGCACUCCACGUACUCCACGCACUCUGAUCUCGCAACUUCGUCCACCGAUCAUCGACUCAAAAACCUUAACGCCACUUUCCGAAGUGCGCGAGAAGUUUCGCGGCAUUCAAAAUUGCCUUGAUACACUCAACCAAAGACUUCAAGCAGCUGCACAGACGUCUUCUCCAUUGGUACGAAUAACCGCUCCACGACGAGGACCAUUAAAAGUCAUGAGGAUGCCGAGUCCUAUCAAAGCAACCAACGAAGUGAUUCUCGCGAGAGCGACUCCAGCUCCAAAAGUUCUUCCUGCUUGCCUUCCUAUCAAUCGUGGCCGAGCUCAUUGCGAUAACACAACGGCUUCGGGAGUGUCAGCCCGAUCGUCACGUCGCCCAUCGGUGCCUCGAGUCUCAACGAAAAUUCUUCCAAAAGAUCGACCCUCGAUCACAACAACGGCGGCGCCACCACAAAGACGCUCAUCGAUUCCACGAGUUUCUGUCUCAUCCGCGUCUCUCGUAAACACAAAAGCCGAAAGCGUGCUUCUUCGAGAACGACGUCCAUCGAUCCCACGAAUUUCCAUUUCAGCCUGCAAUGUUUCCUUCAAUCGGACUCAACCAAAGACGAGUCUAGUGUCAUUAAAUGCUAGCGGCUAUCUUCCUCGUCGUCCGUUGCCGAGUCUUGCCAAAGAACUUCUUGAUAGACUGCCACCGAAAAAUCGCAACGAUUGGGCUCAAGCGACUCCGCCAGCAAAAGAAAAACGCAAAAGUGGAAAGAAUCAAAAGACGGAAAAGCUAUUAGGAGCACUUGAAACAACCACGGCACGAUUGGAAAGCAUCAAGAUUGAGGAAACGAUGAAGGAUGCCCCUUCUCUAACAGUCGAUGAAAAAAAGGAUGCCCCUUCUCUAACAGUCGAGCCGAAAAGGGACAAACCAUGGAGUCGCGAGGAUUUCAAAUUUAUUGCACCACUCGGUAAAGGCGGGUUUGGCAUUGUGGACAAGGCGCUAGCGGUUCGCGGCGGGAUGCACGUGGCGAUCAAGAGCGUCUCUCUCAUGUGGCUCAUUCAAAAUAACGCUCUCAACAUGAUCAAGUCCGAGAUCGGAAUACAAUCAGAGCUCAAACAUCGUAACGUGAUCAAACUGCAUGGAUAUUUUUGUGAUAAAGAUCGUCUAUCGAUUAUAAUGGACGUCGGUGAAAGGGGAGACUUAUUUGAUCGAAUUGCAGCAUCUGGACAACUUGAUGAACAUCUAUCGGCCAAAAUUGUAUGCCAACUGUCGGAUGCGCUCUCAUAUUGCCACUCGAAAGGUGUGAUUCAUCGCGAUUUAAAGCCGGAGAAUGUGCUACUUGAUAAAGCCGACAAUGCUCUGCUUUCUGAUUUUGGUUGGUCAACUCGAGUCGAGCGUGACGAGAUUCGAACGACUUUUUGUGGAACUUUCGACUACAUGGCACCCGAGUUGACUCGUCACCAACCGUAUGACAAAAUGGUAGACAAUUGGGCGCUCGGCAUUUUGUGCUUUGAGUGCUUGGAGGGACGUCCACCUUUCGCUGCCGGGCUUCCUUUUGCUGUGCAACUUGAGGUUCCAUUUACUGAUGCACAUUCGGAUUUGGCCCGUGAUUUGAUCGGAUCGCUUGUACGAGAGGUGCCAAAAGAGCGUUUUAUGCUGGAAGAGGUGAAAAAGCACGCAUGGAUCCAGAAGCAUUGCCCCGAUGCGUUGGCGCUCACCAAAUCACGUCCCGAUCUCAUC